Molecule: messenger RNA, 2937 nt
Organism: Protobothrops mucrosquamatus (brown spotted pit viper)
Lineage: Eukaryota; Metazoa; Chordata; Lepidosauria; Squamata; Viperidae
Exons: 4
Molecular function (GO): RNA-DNA hybrid ribonuclease activity; nucleic acid binding
Source: RefSeq, a predicted model, not a curated record
AUGGACAUUUUGAGUACACAGUUAUGGCCCUUUGGCUUGACUAACGGUCCGGGAGUGUUCAUGCAUUUUAUGCAUGACGUGUUCAGGGAUCUGUUGGAUAGGUUUGUGGUCAUCUACCUCGACGACAUCCUGAUCGGGAUAAUCAUCUCUUUGCCAAGCGGUGUGGAGAUGGACCCGGAGAAAGUAAAGUCGCUGCAGGAAUGGCAGCCUCCGCGGAGGGUCAAGGAUGUGCAGCGACUGUUGGGGUUUGCGAAUUAUUACCGCACGUUCAUUCCUCGCUUUGCGACCCUGACUGCUCCCCUUUCCAAUCUGUUAAGGAAAGGGGUGAAGUUCCGCUGGGGGGCUGAGGAGCAGAGGGCCUUGGAUGCCAUUAAGGCUGCUUUCGCAUCCAAGCCCAUCCUCAAGCAUCCUGAUCCCUUGAGGCUGUUUGUGGUGGAGACGGAUGCAUCGGAUGUGGCCGUAGGGGCUGUGCUUCUGCAAGACUAUGGUCCCACAGGCUCCAAGAUCCAGCAUGAAUUUUUAUACAUGCCUGAAUGCCCAAUACCUUUGCUGGGUAGGGACCUGCUCAGCAAACUAGGGGCCACUAUUUCUUUUGAUGAAGGCCAGCAAAGGAUUCAAGUGAAGCAUCAGCCUGAGACUAUGUGGAGGCUAAUGGUGGUGAGAUCAGUAGAGGAUGAGAUACAGGAGGAGACAUGGAAGGAAUUUGGAGUACCAGGAUUGUGGGCGGAAGAUAAUCCUCCGGGCUUUGCCGCCCACCACCCACCGGUCAUUGUAGAAUUGAAACCAGUAGCCGCGCCUGUGCAUAUUCGCCAGAGGUCAUGCUCCACUGAGGCUAUAGUUGCAAUAUAUGAGAGUAUUCAAAGGUAUCUGAAGGCAGGGAUUUUGGUGCCUAUCCAGUCACCUUGGAAUACCCCCAUAUUGCCCAUUAGGAAGCCAGAUGGGUCCUACCGCCCAGUCCAAGACCUCCGGGUCAUCAACUCCAUGACAGUGACCAUUCACCCUGUUGUGCCCAAUCCAUACACUUUAUUGAGCCUGAUUCCACCUAAAGCAGCGUGGUUUUCUGUGAUAGACCUGAAGGACGCUUUUUUCACAAUCCCAAUUCAUGAGGCAAGCCAACCCUUGUUUGCCUUUGAAUGGGAAAACCCUAGGACUGGAUUGAAAUCACAAUACACUUGGACAAGGCUGCCACAGGGCUUUAAGAACUCACCCACCCUGUUUGGUACUGCCUUGGGAAAGGACUUACAGCAUUUUGUGCCUCGGCAAAGGGGGGAUACCUUGUUGCAAUACGUGGAUGAUGUGUUGGUAACAGGUCAGACAGAAGACACCUGUUGGGACAAUACAGCCUCCUUGCUGGGCUUGUUGUCCCAAUGUGGUUAUAGAGUGUCUAGGAAAAAGGCCCAAUUGGUGAAACAGAAGGUGCGUUAUUUAGGGUAUGAUAUUGAGCAUGGACAUAGAGCCUUGGGAUGGGAAAGAAAGCAGGCAGUUCUGGCCAUAGCUGAACCCACAAACCGGAGACAGUUACGAGGUUUUCUGGGCUUGGCUGGGUUUUGUCGCAUAUGGAUUCCAAAUUACGCCCUUAUGGCAGCUCCGUUAUAUGCAGCCACAAAGGGGGGUGAACAUGAGUUGUUUUGCUGGGAGGGAGAACAGAAAAAGGCUUUUAGGGACGUUAAGCUAGCACUCACAUCAGCUCCAGCUUUAGCCUUACCAAACCUGGAAAAAGCUUUUAAUCUGUAUGUGGAUACUAGGGAUAAUGUGGCUUUGGGGGUCCUGACUCAACAGUUAGGCCAGUGGCAACGGCCGGUAGCGUAUCUGUCUAAACAAUUGGAUGGAGUGGCACAGGGAUGGCCACAUUGUUUGAAGGUCCUUGCUGCUAUAGCAGUCCUGUUGCAGGACUGUAAUAAAUUGACCUUCUCAUGUCCUGUGAAUGUACACACUCCCCAUGCAGUGCAGGCCAUUUUAGAUAACAAAGGGCAUCUCUGGAUAAGCAAUCAAAGACUUUUUAAAUAUCAAGCAUUGAUGAUUGAAAACCCACAAGUUAAAUUGAUUGUCUCAAAUCGGCUAAAUCCAGCCACUUUGUUGCCCGGAGACAUCAAUAUGGAACAUGAUUGCUUGCAAGUAUUGGAGAGUGUUUACUCUAGCAGGCAUGAUUUGUCGGACAUCCCUCUGCAGGCAGCUCAACUCAAUUGGUAUACGGAUGGGUCCAGCUAUAUGCAUGAGGGAAAAAGAGUUUCAGGCUAUGCUAUAGUAGAUGAUGAUAAAGUUGUGGAGAGUGGGCCGUUGGGCCCUGAACACAGUGCACAGGUGGCUGAAUUGUGGGCAUUACUUAGAGCAUUGGAAAGAGCUGUGGGUGAGACUUUGAAUGUGUGGACAGAUAGUAAAUAUGCUUUCCUAACAUUACAUGCACAUGGGGCUGUAUACAAAGAGAGGGGAUUUCGUGACUCAGCGGGUAAAUAUGUACAACAUGGACACCUCAUUCAACGCCUCCUUAAUACAGUACAGAUGCCAGCUAAGGUUGUAGUUAUGCAUUGUAAGGGGCACCAGAGAGGAGUAGAUAAGAUGUGGAAGCUAGGAUCUGUGGCCAUGGAUCUGGGAGUUUUGCCCCCGGCAAUCCAGCCAACGUAUUCCCAGCAAGAAUGUGUUAAGGCAGUUACAGAUCUUAAGGCAACUAUCAAGGAUGGGUGGUACGUGUUAUCUGAUGGGCGCAUCUUCGUUCCACAGUCCUCAGCUUGGGCUUUGGUUCAAUCGUCGCAUGAUGCUACCCAUAUGGGCAACUUAGGGCUGGAAGAGGCAUUGGGACGAGAUUAUUAUAUCAAUGGGGUGGCUGGUCAGUGGAGCAGGCCAGAGGAAGCUCCACAAGUGGUACUCUCUUAUCUGAUCGGAACAGGUGAAUGUGGUGGUAAUCCCCAUCUUGCUUUCACUCCAGAGUGUUGGAAUGGG